Molecule: messenger RNA, 437 nt
Organism: Kogia breviceps (pygmy sperm whale)
Lineage: Eukaryota; Metazoa; Chordata; Mammalia; Artiodactyla; Physeteridae
Gene: COX16
Product: cytochrome c oxidase assembly factor COX16
Biological process (GO): mitochondrial respiratory chain complex IV assembly
Cellular component (GO): mitochondrial inner membrane
Source: RefSeq, a predicted model, not a curated record
CGUACUCCGGGGGAGAGACCCUGAGCCACUUAGAUUCGGAAGGCCACGCUGGCCUGUUUGGGUGGGCUCCCAAGCGGGUCGGAGAGUUCAGUCAUGUUCGCCCACGCGGUGAUGCGCGCCCUGCGCAAGAAUAAGACCCUUCGCUACGGAGUUCCCAUGUUGCUGCUGAUUGUUGGAGGUUCUGUUGGUCUUCGUGAGUUUUCACAAAUCCGUUAUGAUGCUGUAAAGAUUAAAAUUGAUCCUGAGUUAGAAAAAAAACUGAAAAUGAAUAAAGUGUCAUUGGAAUCAGAGUAUGAGAAAAUAAAGGACUCCACUUUUGAUGACUGGAAGAAUAUUCGAGGACCCAGGCCUUGGGAAGAUCCUGACCUCCUCCAAGGACAAAAUCCAGAAAUCCGUAGCACUAAAACAACUUGACUAUGCUGAUUCUUUUUUUUUUU